Messenger RNA from Eupeodes corollae, 2852 nucleotides. RefSeq names its product coiled-coil domain-containing protein 186 (gene Golgin104). Gene Ontology annotation, biological process: vesicle cytoskeletal trafficking. Gene Ontology annotation, molecular function: small GTPase binding. Gene Ontology annotation, cellular component: trans-Golgi network. Bases 99 to 2711 code for a protein of 870 amino acids. The transcript has 11 exons. NCBI's taxonomy places the organism in Eukaryota, Metazoa, Arthropoda, Insecta, Diptera, Syrphidae. The record is from RefSeq and is a predicted model, not a curated record.
UUCAAAUUAUAUUUGACGUGUAAACAUGUAGACGUGAAAAUAAAAAUCCAAUUAAAAAUUUUGUUUAAAUUAUUUGUUCAUUAAAAAAUUCCAUAAAUAUGGAAGAAAUAACCACAAAUACUUCUGAAAUUCAUACAAAUACAAAAUCAGAGGAAAACUCAUCGAACGUAACAGAAGAGCAUCAAGCUAAAUCAUGUGAAAGUCCACAUAUUGUGGAAGAGGAUUUACCUCAAAGUGAGGAGGGAUCAUCGAUUGAUAAAGAUGUAAACAAAGGUUUCCAUUCUGGGCUAUCUCAGAAUUUAACAAACAAUUUAAAUCAAACAAACGAUGAAUCUAGCGAUCAAAGUUCACAAGCAACACAAGAAAAUUCCGAACAAAACCAGAAAACGGAAGAAAAUAAAGAUAAAUCUGCACAAAACGAUUCAUCCAAUUGUGUGUCGUAUAAAACAAGUGAUGCAUCCAUAACUUUUCCCUCAAAUGGGUCAACAGAAACCAUCGCCCUAAAGCAACUAGUUAAUUGUCCGCCCCUACAAAUAAAUUCUAGCGUUAAAUCUUCCUCAGAAGGUGAUGUUCCAAUCAAUUCGAUUUCAGAAGAAGAUGGUUCAAUCGAAACAAAUCCAGAAUCAACACUUCCAGCAGAGCAAAUGCCUCAGACAUCAAAUAAAAACAAUAUUAGAACUGUGGAGGUUUCAAAACCCACAGAAACAUGUGAAGUUUCAACUUCAGCAUCACCAAAAAUUCAUCAACAACAACCUCAACAAAAUCCCCCAUUCACAACACCUCCACCAACUCCGCCCGAAGAUUCCGAAAAGUACAAACGAAUAGAAAAUCGACUACGAAAUUAUGAGAACGAGAUCGAACAGCUACGAAAGGCUCUUACACAAAAAGACAACACAAUAAGGUUAUACCAACGUGAGAAUAAUCUUCUCGAAAAAGAAAAGUUGGCAUUCCGAAAAGAAAAGGAAAUGGCAAUGAAGGAAAAAGAAAGUAUCGUUAUAACAUUUGCCACUAAGGAAAAAUCACUAAUUGAUGCUAAAAAACAAAAAGACUUAGUUGAAAAACAACUCGCUGAUUCUCGAAAGGAAGUGAAGAACAUUACAACCAAAUUUCAAGCUUUAAAUGAAGAGAAAUCCAGAAUUACUUAUAUGUUAGAUGAGAAGUGCAACGAUGUGAAGAAGUACCAAAAAGAACUUGAAAAACAAAAGGCCGACUACAACAAUCUGGAAAUGAAAUUUAAAUGGAAUUCAGUUAAAUUGGCUCAGGAAACUGAAGCGAAAUUGGCAGCUGAAAAAAAGCUGGAAGAAGAGCGAAAUACUCCAAAGCCUCAUGAGGAACAGGCCAAAGAAAAAAUAAAAAUGGAAUACGAAGCAACAGCAAUUCUACUAAAACAUGAAAUCGAAAGUAAAGACAAAUCAAUCGAAAGUCUAACCAAAGAACAGAAACAAGCCACAGAGAAGAUAAAUCAACUUCAAGAGAACCUUGACAAAAAGAUUCUCGAAAACACAAAUCUUAAUCGAGAAUUAGAAUGCUUACGUCAAGAGCAUGUUGCUGUUCAAGGUUCUUAUAGUGAAGAAAUGUUAAAUUCAGCUAAACUUCGAGGUCAACUAGAAGAAUUGCAAGUUCUUCGAACUCAAAACACUUUAAAUGAAGACAAAAUCAAUACUCUCAAUGAGAAUCUUCGACAGAUGGAAGAGAAACUUGUUGAUUCAACACAAGAUAUGGAACAGUUACAAGCCAAGGAACAAGAGUUGCUUAGUAUAAAUAAGGAAAUGAGUGAAAUGAUUGUUAGAUUACAAAAUGCAGUUUGUUUACACACAUCGAGGGUUAAAGGUAUCGAAGCAGAGAACGAGAUCCUUAAAAAAGAAAAACUCGACUUUGACACAAAAUAUCAAGAAAUAGAGUCACAACUCAAAGGAGAGAUUCAACAAAAGAACGAAGAUCGGUUGCUGUUAACAAAACAUCUUUCGGAGAAAACAAAAAUGUAUGAAUCAGUUAAAGUGAAAUUGGAGAACGUUCAAGGAGACCUCGACGCAACCAAAAAGAAACAUUCUCAAGUAGUUAAGGAGCUCCAAAGAGAAAUUCAAAAGUUUAAAAGAAUUUCCGAAGAAAAUUCUACCUCUCCAAAAUCGCCCUCAUCAACAUCGCCGUCAUUAUGCAGAAAUUGCCAAUUGAAGAGCACAAGUCAAGAACAACUUGGCUCGAGUAAUUCGCGAGGAAGUAACAAUAGUCGAAGUGACAGCGAAUCUGAAGCCCAGAGCAAUACUUCAACUAUGAAUCGUGAUGUCCAAGGUCCUUCCAAGCAGCAUUUAGUUGAGAGAAUUCUUCGUCUCCAGCAGGCAUCGGCGAGGCAAACAGAGAAGAUAGAUUUCUUGGAAAAUCACACAUUAUCGUUGGUAGCCGAGUUACAGAAGAAAUCGAAAGUAGUUCAGUAUUAUAUGAUGCGAGAUCAGGCUGGUGCACUAACAUCUUCCAAGAGUGACCAGAAUAAGACGGAACUGGCAAAAUAUGGCGGUGUUAUGUCGGCCAUAUAUUCUGGCAUCAAAGGUCCCAAUCAGAGUAUGACUCUGGAGUUAUCAUUGGAAAUCAAUAAGAAGCUUCAAGCUGUGUUGGAAGAUACGCUGCUGAAGAAUAUAACAUUGAAGGAAAAUCUUGACGUAUUGGGAUUGGAAGUGGACAAGCUUACCAGAAAACUUGCUCAAAUAAAGUCAUAGCGUAUUGGUGCCAUUGUACAUAACCUUAUAAUCGUAUACAUUCCUCUGGGGAACCCUAUUCUAAUUUAUGUAAUUAAAUAUCUAUCCAUCUAAAGUUAAUAUAAAGAAAUAUAAAAAGAAGUAAUAUAAAAGUAAAUACAA